AUGGCCACGCCCCCAACCUCGGCACCGCCCACGACCCGACCAGCCCUCAGGAAGGCCCGGCGGCAGGAGCAGCUCGUCAGCAAGAGACUGCUGCGGGAAGAGGCGGCGGAUGGACGGGACGGAGCGGAGAGCGGCCCCGGCGCCCUCAGCCACGAGCAGGUCGUGGAGCUGCUCAGAGGGGUGCAGAGGGGCUCGGCGGACAGGAGCGGGUCGCUGCGCCGCCUCCGCUGGGCGCUGCAGGACAAGGAGACGCAGCACGCGUUCGCCAGGCUGGAGGGCAGCGUCCGGGUGCUCGUCGGGCUGCUCACCAGCAGCCAGGCCCACGUGCAGCUGGAGGCCGCUCGCUGCCUGCACGAGCUCUCCCACGCCACUGAGCCUGCCGUGGCGGAGGCCUGUCUGCCCGCCACCCCCUAUCUGCUCACCUACCUCUCGGGACACAGCGUCGAGUUCACGGAGCUGUGUUUAUACACGCUGGGGAACCUGGUCGUAGAAAGCGAGGCCGUGAGGAAACAGCUUCUGCCUCAGGGCAUUAUUCCAGCACUGGCAUCCUGCAUCCAGUCCCCGCAUGAGGCAGUGCUGGAAGGUCUGGGCUAUGUCCUGUCGCAGCUGCUCCAAGCCAAGGAAGCCCCCACGGAGAUUGUGCCCUUGGUGCUGGACUCUGGUCUCCUCCAGCACAUGCUCCGCCUGGUCUGCUCCGGCCUCAAGUCUGGCGUAGGCGCCGCAGUGGAGUUCGCCUGGUGCCUCCACUACAUCGUUUGUAGCCACGUGGCCAACGCGGCGCUGCUGGCGCUGGGGGCUCUGCCGGCUCUGGCCUCGCUUUUGAUUGACGUGGCCUCCGAAAUGUCCCCAGGCGCUGCCGAAGGCCUGGAGCUGCUCGUGUGCCCGGUGCUGCGGUGCCUCAGCAACCUGCUCGCCGAGGAGACGGCGGGCUGCGACGUGCGCGUCCUGGACGAGCGCCUGCUCGUGGCCCUCUUCCUCAUCCUGCAGUGCCUCUUCCAGGAGCACCCCUUCAUCGUGCAGGAGAGUCUCUGGCUGCUCAACAACCUUACGGCGGAUGAGCCCUUCUUCUGCUCCACCCUGCUCGCUCUGGACCUGCUGCCGGCCCUGCUGCAACUCCUGCCGCAUUCCCAGACCGCGAGUGUGUUGGUGCUGACGGUGCUGUGCAAUAUCGCGGAGAAGGGCCCGGCCUAUUGCCAGGAGCUGCACCGGCGGGCCGCGCUGCCCCCGCCGCCGGGCACCCUGUGCGGCACCGAGGCACUGGGGCAGUACCUCGAGCUGCUGCACCUCCUCUUCCUGCACUGCCCCGAGGCCGCUGCCGACUUCGUCCGUCAGGGAGGCCACGAGGCGCUGGAGCAGCAGCAGGGCAGCGCGGAGCUCGCGGCGCGGGCGCAGGCCUUGCUGCACAUGGCCUCACGCAGCGCCAGGCCCGCGCUCGCCUAGGCCUGGCCUCCCUGCCCUCCGCC
Molecule: messenger RNA, 1463 nt
Organism: Nothoprocta perdicaria
Lineage: Eukaryota; Metazoa; Chordata; Aves; Tinamiformes; Tinamidae
Gene: TMCO6
Product: transmembrane and coiled-coil domains 6
Exons: 12
Coding region: 1-1440 (479 amino acids)
Molecular function (GO): protein binding
Source: RefSeq, a predicted model, not a curated record